This is a messenger RNA of Eleginops maclovinus (Patagonian blennie), 1439 nucleotides long. RefSeq lists its product as uncharacterized. The record is from RefSeq and is a predicted model, not a curated record. The coding region runs from base 1 to 789 and encodes 262 amino acids. The transcript has 4 exons. NCBI's taxonomy places the organism in Eukaryota, Metazoa, Chordata, Actinopteri, Perciformes, Eleginopidae.
AUGUCCGGUCGUGCACCCCGGGAGAGGACAGCAGUCGGACCUUGCUGUCUGAUUUUUGGCCUCUUAGAGGAAGUUUCUCCUCAAAGGAAGUCAGUCUCAUUUUUCUCCAGGCCAAGAACUACCCGCUAUGAGAACAAGCCACAUGAAGGCGGUGGAAGGAUAACGUGCAGGACCACUGGCACCUUUUUGUCGGCGUGUCUGGUCUCCGCUUGUCAUGCUCUCCGGAACUGCGGGGAGGACCAGUGCGGCGAUGGCCACCAGUGCUGCCCGCCCAUCGCCACCGGGAACGGCAGUGCCAGCUCCCCUGUGCGCUGCUGCAAGCUCCCUAUCCACAUAUUCUUCGACAACGUAGGUUGGUUCACGCGGAAGCUGUCCGGUAUCCUCAUCCUGUUGCUGCUAUUUGCCAUGGGCUACUUCAUUCAGAGGAUCAUCUGCCCGCGGCCCCGCCGGCAUCCGCACAAUGAACGCAGCGAGGAGCCCUCCCUCUUUCACGGGCACGCAUCGGCGUCCCAGGACUCCCUGCUGGACCGGUACCCCGAGUACAGCCUUGGGGACUUUGCCUCUCCGAACCUGCCAGCAUACGACGAGGUCAAAUAUUUGCCCACUUAUGAGGAAAGCAUGCAGGAGAUGCACAGAGACCGGUCCGAUGAUAACUUGCUGUCUGAAAACGAGAGUAUCGGGCAGGGAAGGGGGAGAGCGGCGGCACCGAGAGCUGCGGAGCAGAGACGGGAUGUCCUGGAGGAAGCUGGACCGCAAAACAGCCCGAGGACAUCCCGGAACUCUGUCUGAGCCUGGGCAAAGCUCUAGAGACAAUAUGGCAUUCUUAUUUUAAUAUUAUCAGGGUAAUUAUCUUGCAGAGAUAUAAACUCAAGUGCAAUUAUAAUCCUGAAUGUUAAGAAUAAAGGAGAAGACUGAGAAAAUGUACGUGUAUUGUAAUAUUAUGGGAUUUAUCGCCUUUUGUAUGCAAAUGACCGCUUGGAUUAAGUAAAGGAGAUUAUGAAGAAAGCGAAGGCGGCUGAAAUUGACAAUCUAUGUGAGAGGGACAGCCAAUUUGGAUCCGGUACAAUCGCAUUAAGAUUGACUUCAACCCCCUUCAUUUUUUAAGCACCACUGAGACGUUUUUUUUUUUCUUCUGUCAAAUUCUCGGCCUUUCUUAGUCUUAAUGUGAAGUUUUCGGCUGGAACCAAAAUACCUGUUUUUUCUUGUAUUUAUUCAUUAUUUAAUUUGCAUCCAAAAGGAAGAAUAUUUAGAUUUGUAUUUCCCAGUACCCUGGAAUGUCUGCUGGGAGUGAGGGGAUGAAUAUCAAUUGUAAUACUUUCUGCAGCAGUGUUUUAUUAUCAGCAAGCUGUAGAGCCAUUUCAUUUAUAUUUCAUCAGCAUGAAAGCAAUAUUUUCCUCAUCUGCUUCACACCCAUGCACAUUCACAUAGUUCAGAGCGAA